Molecule: messenger RNA, 5599 nt
Organism: Brassica napus (rape)
Lineage: Eukaryota; Viridiplantae; Streptophyta; Magnoliopsida; Brassicales; Brassicaceae
Exons: 1
Coding region: 150-1373 (407 amino acids)
Source: RefSeq, a predicted model, not a curated record
UGAAAGCUUAGAAUCAACAUCACACGGUAGAAAAAUUGCGUAUCACAAAACAAAAUGUUCCAACAAGUCCCCAAGCCAUUGAUUUGUGUUCAUACCAAACUAUAAUAACAUUUUAAUACCCUCUCUGAACAAGUUGUGCAGCAAAAACAAUGGGAAGGCCAAAACCAGAAGACUCAAUUCGACAUUUCAGCCAUCCACAUCCAUUGUUCAACUCAUCUCUCAAUCCUCAAGCCAACUCUUCUUCUUCUUCUUGCGUGGUUUGCAAGUUAAAGCUUCUCAAUCUUCCUUCAUACACAUGUAAGCCAUGCAACUUCCACAUCCACCUAAAAUGUUCCGAAUUACCUCAAAAGAUCAGACACCCUUUCGACAAAAACCAUCUCCUGUCUCUCAUCUCCUCUCCAAAAUACCAAGAAGGGACAUUCCGCUGUGACGCAUGCGGCAAAAACGGUGACGGAUUCGCUUACCACUGUGGAGACUGCGGUAUAGAUCUUCACACGGUUUGUGCCAACAUGCCUUCUCGUGUCACGCACCAAUCUCACCCUCACCACCAACUUUAUUUAACGUUUUCCAUGCCGUCUCCGGGCGGGUCCGGAUCCGGAUCAAGAUCAGCUGCGGCCGCUAGCUUCCGCUGCAGUGUGUGCCAAGGACUCGGCUCUAACUCGUGGCUCUAUAGCUGUAAAGAGUGUGGUGGAUUCGAUGCUCAUUUGUUGUGUGCUAGAAAGAAACUACCUAGUCCAACAAAUAUGGUCCAACAUGGUCCAAACCGGCCGAUGCAACCGCACUCUAUCGCCACGACGCCGUUUGUUAAUGUUCCUAGUCCAGUUUUUAAUAAUCCUUAUCCGUUGGGGACUCCAACAAUGAGUCCUAUCAUUAGACCUAUGAUUAAUGAGAUGAUUAAUAAUCUUGUAACCAAUACGCCACAAAGCCCAAGCCAAGUUUCUCAGCUUCUUGAUUUGCUCGGACCAUUUGGACUGGGAGGUGGAUCCGGUUCUUCUUCAUCUUCCGGUAUAGGGUUUGACCCGUCGGUUUUCUCAUCUGUUGGCCAACCAUUUGGACUGGGAGGUGGAUCCGGUUCUUCUUCAUCUUUUGGUUAUCUAGGGUUUGACCCAUCGGUUUUCCAAUCUGUUAACCAACCAUUUGGACUGGGAGGUGGAUCCGGUUCUUCUUCGUCUUCCGGUUAUCUAGGGUUUGACCCGUCGGGUUUCUCAUUUGUUGGCCAACCAUUUGGACUGGGAGGUGGAUCCGGUUCUUCUUCAUCGUUUGGUUAUCUAGGGUUUGACCCGUCUGUUUUCCCAUCUGUUGACCCUUCAGUGUUUGCUGGAUUUGAUCCUUCCUUGCUUUCAACGUUGUUCUCCGGACUUGGUUUUUUAUGAGUAUGCAGAUUUAUCUUUGGAUUUUGUCUUUUUGCGUUUGUUACAAAAUUACUCAGUGUUCUGUCUGAUUGCCAUGUUUCAGGGACUUAUUAUAGUAAUGUUUUUUGUAACACAAGACUUACAGUAAUGUAUUUGAACACUUGAUGUCAAAAAAUGGUAGUGUACUUGAACACUUCAGAUAACAAACAAAAUUGUUUAAUCUUUUCCUGCUAGCAUUAUCCAUAUUGUCGAUUGAAGACAUGUUUCUCAAUAUAGCAGCCUAUGUGAUAUUUAUUAGUAGUGAAUGAAAUACAGUUUGCUAUCAGAUUAUGCAUAAAGCAAUGGAAGUCUUAGGACAAUAAUUGCUAUACAAACCCAAUGAAGAUUUUUUGUUAGUUAUUACAAUGUUUGGUAAAUAUGUAAUAUUUUAUUUUGCGCUUUCUACAUCAUUAUUUUACUUACAUUAAGACAUAUAAAGAAGCAAGUUUUGGAAAACUAUGGACUUAAAAUUACAGAAAAUUGAUCAAAUAUGUAGAUUCUCAAAGGAAAUGUGGACAACAAUGAAACUUUCAUAAUCUUUAUUGAAUAAAAUUUAGCCGAAAAAAAACAAUCAAAAUGAAAAUUGAUGAUAUGUACCAGUGUUCAAGUAGAGACAACGGAACUUGAUUUAAAUCAAGACCCAUCUUCAAACGAGCUCGAGACUACUCACUCGCUGAUCGAAGAACGCAUAAGACAGCUCGAAGCAAUAGUUUCAAGAAUCAGACAACGAGAAACAACAACACCAGCACCACCACGAGCCUCGGUGCCUAGAGACUCUACCGCAGGAAUUAAUUAUACACGAGAGUUCUAGAGAGAGAAACGUCGAAAACCGUGACAACAAGACUUACUUAAUAGCAAAGGCAUUGAACAUGGAGAGAACAAACUCUACUGUUCCUGGUGAUUACUUUGACUGUAACAUAUGUUUAGAGAAUGCUCAAGAUCCGGUUUUGACUUGAUGUGGUCACUUGUUCUGCUGGGAAUGUUUCUAUCAGCUGCCUCUUAUUUAUCUGAACGUUAAAGAAUGUCCGGUUUGCGAUGGAAAAGUGACUGACACUGAGGUGAUUCCCGUAUACGGUAAUGGAGAUGAUAGUGAGAGUAGUAGUAAUGCUAUAUUAGAGUCCCACAUCGUGUGGGAUGAUGGUCCUUGGGCAAUAUAUAAGUGUAUGGGUAAACCUCCACUUUUGAGCUAGCUUUUGGGUGUGAGUUAGGCCCAUCACUAAUAUGGUAUCAGAGCCCAUGGUAAAAGCCCAGCAGAUGAUUUCUCAUAUAAACAGUUUCCUACUUAUGUAGCCUGUACAAAUGGUCCAUCUUGCUGUGGUAUGUCCGAGAUGUUGGACUUGGGCUGUUUCCGAUUGGACCGUUUCCCAUCCACAUCUCGAGAGAGGCUAUUAGAGUCCCACAUCGUGUGGGAUGAUGGUCCUUGGGCAAUAUAUAAGUGUAUGGGUAAACCUCCACUCUUGAGGUAGCUUUUGGGUGUGAGUUAGGCCCAUCACUAAUAUGCUAAAAGAGUGUUAAAGAGUUGAAAGCUUUCGUCAAAAGAUUACAAACCGGGCGGUUCCUUUUAUUCCGGGGUCUGAAACAGUGGAGCAUUUUAGGAUAGGACUGCAAGCUUUAGCUCAAGGCGAUGAGUUCGGUCUGAGCAACAUAGUAUUUGUUAAUGUUUUGAUCAAAAAAAAAAAGGCCUAAUACCCGCAGGCUAAAAAAGAUCGAUCCAACUUGAUACAUAAAAGCCUAUUUGCGAGAUAUUAAUCUUUUUUUUUAACUUUAGUUUCGGCCUUUAGAUCAUAUUUAGGCCGCUUCAGUUUGUUGGCCCAGCAUGCUAUGGCUAUGUUAUUUUUUCAGAACUUGACAUAUUUAGAAACAAAUCAUCAAAAUUGAUAAAUCGAUGGAUAAAACAAUAAUUUUGAAUAAUCAGCUAUCUUUACCAUAGUCUUUUCUGUUUUUGUGCUACUAAUCUUUCUGUUUGUGUACUACUAAUCUUUCUGUUUUUAUAUGACUCUUAUAUGAGUUUUUAAUUUUUUCUACUAUCAUUUUUUGUUUACAGAAAAAAAAAGUUUAGAUUCAAAUCAUUUAUUUUCUUGUCAUUAAUUUAAAUAACUUCUUUAAGAAGUCGCGAAAAAACUAUAAAUUACACAACUAAAAAGACCCCCUAAACCAAAACAUGGACUUGUUUCAUCACAAGGAAAUCAGAGAAAGUCUUAAUUAAUUAAGAAACUCAUUAAUUAAUCAAAUACUAUAUCGGAACAGAUUUUAGAGUAGUCGUUUUUUGACCGACAGACUAUUCCCAACGCGUUCCAGACCACACCAACCUGUGAUUAAUAAUACUCUGUAGUCUUUACAUAAUAAAGAUUAAAAGUAUAUAAUGUCUUUAUCUAACAAGAUUUGAAAUAAAUAGCCGUUAUACAAGCUUCUAGUUUUAGCACAAGAAACCGAAAAUAGACGUCCCAUCAGUGAGUUAAUUUAAAAAAAAAAGUAAUCGAUAUCCACAAGAAAACGUCGGAUCUGAAAUUCAAAACCUCCCAGGCCCGCUUCCCGAGGUGAGCCGCCUCCAUGGAUCUUCAACGCUUCAGCAUCGUCGAUCAACCUUCCUCUCCCUGAAGUUGCUCCUCUCAUCCUCCAUGACUUCGAUGGGCAUAGCUCCUCCCCCGGCGCGUUUCAGACCCCCUCCCGAUCCUCCACCGUGUAAGUUUCCUUUGAUUGGUUCUCUCUCUCCGUUUGAACCUCUGGAACCACCAGACCCUCCAGACCCUCCAGACAUAUCUCCCGCUCCCGUUCUUCUUCGUCAGUUCAUCGUUGCCUCGCCCAGCCGCCGUCUCUCCUCCGCAGUUCAUCGUUUCACCUGGAUUGUUCACGAGUUUCUUAUGUUGUUGGGCUUCUUAACCUUUUCCGCCGUCGCUAGCUGCAAGAGAUGGAGUCGGUGCCGUUUCCAUGUCCUUUGGCUCCUGGCUCUCACAUGUAACCCUCCUCCAUCUCUCAUGACUGUACUGACAUCAGAUCCGUUUCAUGAGACCUGCGCUUUACUUCCUCCAUUUCGCUCUUCCUGUAAUAUCCGAUGGCCGGAUCUGAAGAAUCUGCGACUAACGUCACCUUCGUUGUCUCCUCGGGCGAUGACCCUUCUCCCUUCAGGGAAGAUCUAUUCUGACUGGACUUGGUGCGAGCGAGAACUCCAUUCUGAUGUUCUUCUUUUACCGCUCGACAGAUCUGUUAAGAUCUAUAGCUCAGAGCAUCAAGUCCCUUUCAGUCCGGUGAGGAAACCCCUGCUAGAAGAUAUACCGACCAACAUCUUCUCACCGCAAACGUCUUUCAGACAUACACCUCCUGGUAUUUGCUCUCUCAUGCCCAGCUUGUUAGGAUUUGAUGACCAACGGAUCUACGUGGGUUCCGUGAAUACUCUCUGGAUCCGACACGGUAAUGUUGGAAUCCGAAGUUUCUGCUUGAACUCAACUCUCAGUUGCUCAUCAAAUCUCGUCAAGUUCUUAUCUCAUGAUACUAUUAUAAAGGCUGUCUGUUCCUCCUUGUCGAAUUUAACACAGCCGUGUCUUCCCGUCAGUGCCAUAUGCGCCCAACAACUAUUACAUCCCAUAGAUCCAUCAGUCUCGUGCUCUUCUUGGUCAAGAACAAUUAUGGAAUUAGAGAUGAAGAGACCAGCAACCGAGCUUUGCAAUUUGGGAUUAGAAUUACUUCAUUAUCUCUUUGGUGCAAUCACUGGUAUUAACCCACAAAGUUCAAGCCGAAGUCCUUAUACACCAUCAGCUCUAACAAGUGAAAAGAUUGUUGCAAGAUUGUUUCAAAAGUGGAGCUUUUCAAAGCUUGAAGACUGCAGUCCUUUAGUCUUUUCUUUACUAAAAAGACUAAUCAAAUUUCCUCAUGCUAAGGACCAUGAGAGAUCUUUUCCACAUGUCCUCCUACUGUUAGGAGAGAAUCUUACCAUCAAAACUCCUCUCCAUGAGAGGUACUCUUCUCUUGGCUCCAAAGCCAAUGAAUAUUGUUGCUUUCCUUACCGCUUGUUAUCUUGUGUAAUGGUUCGUUUGGGACCGAAAGAUACAACGAGACUCAUUCCAAUGAGACCCGAGGUUUUGGAGCACUCAACGUCACGACAUACGGUGACUAUUUUCAAGUCUGAAAGAUUCAAAGAACGCAGUAAUUUCUUCAUAUGGUUACUCGCGGGUGGCACCUUUGAAACCAAUUUGGACAUCUUAUCAAACUUG